Messenger RNA from Neocloeon triangulifer, 2347 nucleotides. It is a transcript of the gene Cdc42, whose product is annotated as cdc42 homolog. NCBI's taxonomy places the organism in Eukaryota, Metazoa, Arthropoda, Insecta, Ephemeroptera, Baetidae. The record is from RefSeq and is a predicted model, not a curated record. Gene Ontology annotation, biological process: small GTPase-mediated signal transduction. The transcript has 6 exons. Gene Ontology annotation, molecular function: GTPase activity; GTP binding. Bases 161 to 736 code for a protein of 191 amino acids.
AACUUUUAACCCGCCGAUCAUGCAAAUAAUGCAUUGAGCUAUUGAUUUCUAAUUGGGAGCAGCGAUGGAACUCAAAAUUCACUGCCUACUAGGCUUAUUUUCUUGUUAAUCGGCGCUUACAUGCACGCGUUGUACAAACUUAGGACACUUCUCGGACGACAUGCAAACGAUCAAGUGCGUAGUUGUGGGCGACGGCGCCGUCGGUAAAACAUGCCUCCUCAUAUCGUACACUACCAACAAAUUCCCUUCAGAAUACGUUCCAACAGUAUUCGACAACUAUGCUGUCACUGUCAUGAUUGGUGGGGAACCAUACACUCUUGGACUGUUUGAUACGGCUGGUCAGGAAGACUACGACAGGUUAAGGCCUCUUAGCUACCCACAAACAGACGUAUUUCUUGUGUGUUUCUCUGUUGUGUCACCAUCGUCAUUUGAAAACGUCAAAGAAAAAUGGGUUCCAGAAAUUACACAUCAUUGUCAAAAGACGCCGUUUUUGUUGGUCGGCACACAGAUAGACUUGAGAGACGACGCAGCCACAGUCGAAAAGCUGGCCAAAAACAAGCAGCGACCUGUGUCUUCUGAACAGGGUGAAAAGUUGGCAAAGGAGCUGAAAGCUGUCAAAUAUGUAGAGUGCUCUGCAUUGACCCAGAAAGGGCUGAAGAACGUAUUCGACGAGGCAAUCCUGGCGGCACUAGAGCCACCAGAGCCCACCAAGCGAAGAAAAUGUGUGCUUCUCUAAUUUUAUAAUCCCACUAUGUAUGAACGGCAAGCAGCUGCAGAGUCACGUACCAGUAUGUAUUUUCAACUUUUAUACCAGCAUCGUACGUAAAUCGACUCGUCAAUUGAUUAGUUAUUCCUGAACCACCACUGAAUGAUUUUUUAUGAUUCGUCUAAUAUGCCGUGGAAAUAAGCGAGUUCAUUUUGUACUAUUCCAAUCAAUUGCCGAGCAAAAAUCAAGCAACCCAGAAGUUUCAGAAUUAAAAAAUAGCAUCUUAUAAAAAUACAGUCUGCCGGUUGAUAAUCAGUUUCUUUCUUCCGUAGCUGUUCAUUUGUUUUUAGUGCCUUUGAAAUGCCACCUGAAUUUACAUUUAAAUCUAAUUAUUUCUGAAGAAAACAAGCAAAAAGAGAAACAAUGAGAAAAACAUGUUAAUCAUUCCUAACAGUAUAAUGGAAAUUACAAAUAAUUUUUUAAAAAAGUGCCUCACGCGUUACACUAUUACUACUACUACAUUUGAAAAAUGGUUAAAUCCUUGCUCCAAAUCUCAAGUGCAACUAAUUGACUUUGGCGUACGCCCACGGCACUUGAGAUGUGGAACCAGCAGCAGACUGAUUCGUCCCUCCAAAUUAAUUUCCUCGAGCGAAUUUUCUUCAAAGUAUCGUGUAAUUUCAGCUCAAACUAAAAAAGAAAGUGACCCUGACGGAGUCGGCCAAAAUCGUGCAACCCAGAAUAAAAUGAUAAAAGACUCGCCUCUCAAAUUUCACGUUUUCUAAUUGCAAUUGCUUCUCGAUUCAAAGUUUGUAAAUAAGAUUUUUACUUUGCAACUAAGAUUUGGCUUGCAAGGUCGGUUGUUACUCUUCUCAUAUCUCAAAACAUCCAUCGUCUGGUGACAGUGCACGAUUUUGCCAUUGUGUAAAUAAUAUCAAAAUUUUGAGGUGGUACCUACUAAUUGGUGAUAACUUGAGUAUUUUUAUGCCGAAUUGGGGAGUUUCUAGGUUUAGACAAAUUAUACAUUGAGCUCGAAAUUAUAAAUAUUCUCAUCAUCAAAACCAAUAAGGAUGAAAACGUAAAUCUGUGCAUUUUGUUUGCCUCUUUCUUUUGUUAUUCAGUGCGUCGCCACCACGGCGGCGCCUGCCCAAGAAUUUUUAACUUAAACCUACUCUUAACUUGUCAAACAUGCCACAAAAUAGUUUAGAAAAUAAGAAGAAAAAAAUUGAAAAGGUCAAUGUCAAAUUAUGUUUUUGUGGGAUUUUGAUAUGAGGAAAGAGGAAUGUAAUAUUUAUUAUUGCUUAGUAGCUUUGGCGAGCUCGGCUCCGAGUCCAACUCGCGGGCUCGUCUAUUGGUUAAAUCAAUUUUUCUCGAAAGGAGUGUUGCUUUGGUCGUCAGGUCUUCCUUUUAGUUUGGUGUAUUUGUGCCAAAAUUUUGGGACAAAACCUCAAAAUUGCUAACACGCGCUACUUUCCAAUGUGGCAGUUUAAACAAAAAAGUAAUUAAGCAAUUUAUCAAAACUCAAAAACGCGGAAUGAAAUCCGCAAUAUGUAUUGAGACCCCCUUCUUUCUGUCGCAACACUGCAUUUCCUACAAUAAUUAAAAUUGAAAAUCGAGAAAAUUAAAAAAAAAAAAAAAAAAAAA